Molecule: messenger RNA, 384 nt
Organism: Aspergillus glaucus CBS 516.65
Lineage: Eukaryota; Fungi; Ascomycota; Eurotiomycetes; Eurotiales; Aspergillaceae
Product: peptide chain release factor family protein
Exons: 2
Biological process (GO): translational termination
Cellular component (GO): mitochondrion
Molecular function (GO): translation release factor activity
Source: RefSeq, a predicted model, not a curated record
CGGGUCUUUUCGCUCUCUGCACCGACACACGAUAAACCGCUCCCUCCGCGUCUGAAAAUCAGCGAUGCCGAUCUGAUUAUUUACUAUCUUAAGGGCACAGGCCCUGGGGGGCAGAAAAUUAACAAAACCAACUCCGCCGUGCAAUUAAUCCACAAACCCACUGGUAUCGUCGUUAAAUCGCAAGCGACUCGCUCUCGGUCUCAGAAUGAGAAGAUAGCGAAGCAGUUGCUCUCGGAUCGCGUUGAAGACCUGGAAAAAGGGGACCAGAGUCGCACUGCGAUCAAGGCGGAGCGGGCGAAGAAGAAAAAGGCGAGUAAAUUGAAAAAGACCCGGAGAAAGUAUCGUGAUCUAGAGAGCAAGGAGGACGAGGAUGAUGAGGGCGAC